Messenger RNA from Kwoniella mangroviensis CBS 8507, 1506 nucleotides. RefSeq lists its product as uncharacterized. Gene Ontology annotation, biological process: mitotic spindle disassembly; autophagosome maturation; retrograde protein transport, ER to cytosol. The record is from RefSeq and is a predicted model, not a curated record. The coding region runs from base 1 to 1506 and encodes 501 amino acids. The transcript has 10 exons. NCBI's taxonomy places the organism in Eukaryota, Fungi, Basidiomycota, Tremellomycetes, Tremellales, Cryptococcaceae. Gene Ontology annotation, molecular function: ATP binding; ATP hydrolysis activity; polyubiquitin modification-dependent protein binding. Gene Ontology annotation, cellular component: VCP-NPL4-UFD1 AAA ATPase complex; nucleus; cytosol.
AUGAGGCUGAUUUGCUGCCUUACGUCUCUCUGUGUCCUCUGGGCUGCUCGGGGAGCAUCUGCAGAAAGUGCACGCGACACAACACAGAUCUCAUGGAGCUCAAAACAGCCUGAAGACGCUAGUCACCAUCCUAAGAACCCGACAAGUAUCUUCAUCGACCAUUUCUCCGCUUCUCGCUCUGGCACAGACACGUACCUCCAAACACAAAUAGCUGCUCUGUACUCAAAUUUCAGUGUCGUGACGACUGAUGACAUCUAUUUUGACAUCUUCCGCUUUGCUGCCGGGGAUCCAGCGUCGAUUGCAGUCCGCGAGAUAGAUGAUGUGGAGCCCAUCAAGAGGACAGUGUUCGUGAAGCCAUCGCGAAGGAGGGAAGGAGAAGGAACAGUCGUAGAGAGAAGCGUGUUUGGAGGGUGGGAAGUUGCAGAGAAGAACAAGGAAUUCAAAGUGAUCACAGCAACGUGGGCGGAAGCAUAUCGUCAAGUCACCCAAUGGCACAUCAUCACCGACGAACCGGAUGCUGCUCGCCAAUUUAUACGUUCUUGUGCCAACUACUGCUCAUCCUUUAGAGACGUUGUAUGGGUAUUCGAGCAAGGAUCAUGGCGCCCAGAUAGAGUUUUAUGGGAAUCGGUGCAAAAAGCUUCAUGGGAGGAUGUCGUGCUUGAGGAUCGUUUUAAAACCGCCCUUCAAUCCGACUACCGCUCUUUCCUCAAGUCUGAGAAGAUUUAUAAAGAUCUUGGUGUUCCCUGGAAAAGAGGGUUGAUCUUUUUGGGGCCUCCAGGUAAUGGCAAGACAAUCAGUCUGAAAGCACUCAUGAAAGAAGUGAACGUUCCAAGCCUUUAUGUCAAAUCAUUCCAUUCAUGGGCAGGUGACGAGAAAGGAAUCCGUGAUAUAUUCAGUCGCGCUCGAGCGGAGGCACCUUGCGUACUGGUGCUCGAGGACCUCGACUCUUUGAUCACAGACCAAAACAGAUCGUUCUUCUUGAAUGAAGUUGAUGGACUGGAAGAUAACGACGGACUUCUCUUGAUCGGUACUACCAACCACUUUGACCGACUUGAUCCUGCUUUGUCGAGUCGACCCUCCAGAUUUGAUCGAAAAUACACCUUCCCCGAUCCAUCUCGAGCGCAACGUCGAGACUAUGCUAAAUGGUGGCAGGACAACCUUCGAAGCAACAAGAAGAUAGACUUCCCUGAUUCAUUGCUGGACGAGUUCGCCGAUAAGACUGGCAAUUUCUCUUUCGCCUACAUGAAGGAAGCAUUCGUUUCAACCUUGUUGACCAUUGCUGGUCGUAACGAGAACGACCCCAAGAAGCUGGAUUUCCCAGCUUUGCUACUGGAUCAAGUGCAUCACAUACGUCACGAAUUCGAGACUACUGAUGCUAUGUCUUCGUCCUCCUCCUCAGCUAACACAGCACGGACUUGGCAAAAUGAUGGCGUGACAGGAUAUGGCUGGGAUACGAUGCAAUGGGGCACAGAAAGUAUGAUAUUCCAGAUCCCUUGGACUGAAUAG